GGCGGGAGGACUGCAGGUCCCGGCGUGCCCCGCGGGCGGUCCCUGAGGCAGACGGCGGCGAUGUCGGUGCAGGUGGCAGCCCCCGCCGUGGAGCUGAAGGAGCUGAGCGGCCCCAUGGAUAAGGCGGCGGGGCCGCCGUGUGAGCCGGUGGCCGCUCACCCUCCCGGGCACGGCGUGGCCGCGGCCCCCUGCCCGCUGCCGGCCACCGAGCGUGAGGCGGCCCUGGCGUCCUCCUCCUCCUCCUCCGGUGGCGGCGGCGAGCGGCCUCCCCUCAGCGGCUGCCCCGGGCUGUCCGCCGCCACCAAGGUACCGCAGGCUUCGGCCAUGAAGCGGAGCGACCCGCAUCACCCCCAGCACCGGCACCGCGACGGCGGCGACGGCGGCGGCCCGGCGGCCGAGGCGCUCGUCAGCCCCGACGGCACCGUCACCGAGGCGCCGCGCACCGUCAAGAAGAUCCAGUUUGCCGACCAAAAGCAAGAAUUCAACAAGCGCCCGACGAAGAUCGGCCGCCGUUCGCUCUCCCGCUCCAUCUCGCAGUCCUCGACAGACAGCUACAGCUCAGCUGCCUCCUACACAGACAGCUCUGAUGAUGAGACCUCCCCCCGCGACAAGCAGCAGAAGAACUCCAAAGGCAGCAGCGAUUUCUGUGUGAAAAACAUAAAGCAGGCAGAAUUCGGGCGCCGAGAGAUUGAAAUUGCUGAACAAGAAAUGCCUGCGCUGAUGGCUUUGAGGAAGAGAGCUCAGGGAGAGAAGCCGCUGGCCGGAGCCAAGAUCGUGGGCUGCACGCACAUUACGGCGCAGACGGCUGUCCUAAUGGAGACUCUCGGCGCGUUGGGCGCGCAGUGCCGAUGGGCGGCGUGCAACAUCUACUCUACUCUUAACGAAGUGGCCGCUGCCCUCGCUGAGAGCGGGUUCCCCGUCUUCGCCUGGAAGGGAGAAUCCGAAGACGACUUCUGGUGGUGCAUCGAUCGCUGCGUCAACGUCGAGGGAUGGCAGCCCAACAUGAUCUUGGAUGACGGAGGAGAUCUGACUCACUGGAUUUACAAGAAAUAUCCCAACAUGUUUAAGAAGAUCAAGGGGAUCGUAGAGGAGAGCGUGACUGGUGUCCACAGGCUGUACCAGUUGUCCAAAGCGGGGAAGCUCUGCGUCCCAGCCAUGAACGUCAACGACUCGGUCACAAAGCAGAAGUUUGACAACCUGUACUGCUGCAGAGAGUCCAUCCUCGACGGCCUUAAAAGGACAACAGACAUGAUGUUUGGAGGAAAGCAAGUAGUGGUUUGUGGCUACGGGGAGGUUGGCAAGGGCUGCUGUGCUGCCUUGAAGGCCAUGGGCUCCAUAGUGUACGUGACAGAGAUCGAUCCGAUCUGUGCCCUCCAGGCCUGCAUGGAUGGAUUCCGGCUCGUGAAACUCAAUGAAGUCAUCAGACAAGUUGACAUCGUCAUCACCUGCACGGGCAACAAGAACGUGGUGACCAGGGAACACCUGGACCGCAUGAAGAACAGCUGCAUCGUCUGCAACAUGGGGCACUCCAACACCGAGAUCGACGUGGCAAGCCUGCGUACACCCGAGCUGACCUGGGAGAGGGUGAGGUCCCAGGUGGACCACGUCAUCUGGCCAGACGGGAAGAGAAUAGUCCUUCUGGCGGAGGGCCGCCUGCUGAACCUGAGCUGCUCCACUGUCCCCACCUUUGUCCUGUCCAUCACUGCCACCACGCAGGCUUUGGCUUUGAUAGAGCUGUACAACGCUCCCGAAGGCCGCUACAAGCAAGACGUGUACCUGCUGCCCAAGAAAAUGGACGAGUACGUGGCAAGCCUUCACCUCCCAACGUUCGAUGCCCACCUGACGGAACUAACGGAUGAACAAGCCAAAUACUUGGGACUGAAUAAGAACGGACCUUUCAAACCAAACUACUACAGAUAUUAAGUUCCUGCCGCUGUAUCCCGGAGAAUCGCGAGGAACAAGAACCCAAGUCUUUUCUCAACUACUGUACAGGAUGAAACAGCGCAAGCUUCCUAAGUUAGAGCCGGGCUUGCUCACAUAGUAGACAGUGUGUUUAGGUUAUUUAUUUAUUAAAUUAGAAUACUGUACAUGCGGCCUCUGCCACUGGUGUUCGUACUGCCGCGGGACUGGGAGACGGUGGAUUCUUUUCCGUUUGUUUCAUUUUUCUCUUCGGGUUGUUCUUUUUCGGGGCUGGGAGGAUGGGGGAGGCGAGGAGGAAGCUGGUGGAGCGGAAUCGCUGCGAUGUCCUUGGAACAGUCCGUUAUCACCGUUCAUCCGACGCGGGAUCUGACCUCGAGGUCGCACGUCGCUUUUGGUUUCCUUCUCAUCCCAGCGCUUCUUCCAGCAGAGCAGGAUCCCGGCAGCCGCGGGAGCCGGCCGGAGGGCCGCCGCGUUUGCGUUUCUCAUGCCGUUUGACAACGCAGCUAAAAACCUCGCUCGCUCCAGGCGCUGCCGACCAGCCGGGCGCCGCCUCGUCAGCGAAGCGGUAAAUCUCGCCGGCCGUCGCUGGAGAAACCUCUCGGAAUUCUGCCGAACUGCCCAAGGGACGGUUCUGCCAGCGAGUCGGUGAACUUCGCCUUAGCACUGCUGUGAAAGCUGAAACGAAGGGUCCGGUCGUGAGCGUCAGACGGGGAUGGGCCCUGGUAGGAGCCGGGAGGGCAGAGUGGUGCCCGCUCGGAGGUAGACCUGGUGGCUGUAGGGUAAGACCCACCACCGCUCCCUUCGUCACAGCUCCGCAGUAUUUUCCUGCUGCUCACGUUAACGAGUGCCAACCUCCUACGGUUCAACCAAAGUCGUUUUCCCGGUGGGGCUCCGGGGCAGCCUUGCGUUGCCCACGCUGGUGGAAGAGCCUUGCGGCCUCGCCGACAACUGCUGCUCACGUGUCCGGGAGCUCUUCCAAAAACCGAGCUCGUCGGCCAUCCCGGCUGGGAGGACCCUUGUCCAUGCAAGGUGUUUCUCCAGCUGAAUUUCAGUCCUCAUUGGAAAUCUUCAGAGUUUUAUUUUCUAGUAAUAUUUGUGUGAUGAAAUCUGGACAUCCCCUUUGAGUGCAUGAGACGUACGCCGGAGUAAUCUCCACCCUGAUUUUGUGCGCGGGGAAGAAUUUAGCAUCACUAAAGACCUUCAGUCGCCUCGAAUCUUGAUGCAUCAGAGCCGAUGGAGAACAAAUCUGCCACAGUUACUUGUUUUAGCCCAGGAUGUCCCACCUGAACGCUGCGGACAGCACGGCACGCUUACCAAGGUGGCUUUCCAAGUCUCCACGUCUCAUCGGAGUCACUUUUAUGGUUCACGUGGAGAACAUGGUCCUUCUGAAAUAAAAUUGCCCGACCCCGUGAGCACAAAAGCCUUUAUCCUGUGGUUGCUGCUUUGGUACCCGAGUCCCUCAUCAGCUACAGAUUCUUGUUUUGUCCUCGCGGACUUCUUUGCCAUCAUGAAAAACCUCUUUUGUGGCAGCUCAUUCACGCACAAGAAAGGAAAAACUGUGGAAUUAUGGUCUCGGCGGCCAAGUCCUCCUCACGGCUCUUGAUGCCGAGCUCUGAAGUCACCUUGACCACAAGAUGCUCAUCUUUGGAGCAAACGUUCUCGUAGGUUUGCGAAUUCCAAGUUUCUCUUUGAAAUUACUCAAAAGCCUAGAAGUAAGACCUUGAGAAGACCUUGAGGAGACCUUAGGGCUUUGAGAAGGCUUUGAGGCGACCUUAGAGCGUUGUACGACCUUGAGGAGACCUUAAGGCUUUGAGAAGGCUUUGAGGAGACCCUUCGGGCUUUGAGGAGACUUUGAGAAGACCCUUAGGGCUUUGAGGAGACUUUGAGGAGACGUUAGGGCUUUGAGAAGGCUUCAUCAUGGACUGAUCACUAACCACAAACUUGAAAUAAUCUCUACUCAAUCAUGAAUUUUAUCCAGACCCUGAGAUUUUGGGGAAGAGUCCCCUUGAGCUAUUUGGAACGUCACGUUCGGGUCUUUCCCCGUGCUGGAGUCCCUUCGUCUGCAUCAACCAGCGAACCCCAGAGCUUCAGUUGUUCUCUGCAGAUGCGCGGCCCGAAAUCCUGCUCUCGGUGGAGGUGAGACGCGGUCGCGGGGUCACGGCGAGCCAAACAGCUUCUGGAAAAUGGGCGUCCCAACCGCAGCCGCUUCUGCCCCCGGGAAAAUCCCUCUCCGUCGGCGUGACCCUUCGGUGCAGCCGCUCGCCGCCCCCGUGUCCGUCGCUCGCGCAGCAUACGGUGGUGCUGUCCUCACCCGUCAGUUCCUUCCUGCCGAUUUUUAAGCCCGCUUUAUCUUCCAGGUAGAUAGGAGAAAAAGAAAUAAUUAAUAAUAAACUCCCAACCGGCUUUUCCCACCUCGAUUUUUAAAGCCCUUCUCCAUUGCCGUUCUGCUUCUUCUGUAGGCUUUUUUGCUUGCUUGGCUUUUUCCUAAUCAAAUCUGGAAUCAUAUUCUGUGAUCAUCUCUAAAUUAAACGUGUAAUGGGUUGGUUUGGGUUUUUUGGGUUGGUUUUUUUUGUUUGUUCGUUUGUUUGUUUGUUUUUUUUUAAUGUAACACAUUUUUAAAGAAUUAGGAAAAAGGAGAUUUUAGGUAACACCAGCAAAAUCGUAUAAGGAAAUUAAUUCUGUUCUGAACUUUAGAAAUAAUAAGACAAAACCUGUCAUCAGCCUGCAGCGAGGAAAUGAGAACUUUGCAAACGUAACAUUUUCAAAAGGAUGUUUUAAAUAUUAAUGUCUGAGUGAUUGUAUUAGAUCAGCAAUAAAGACUCUGUAAUCUCAAAACACAAAUAAAACAUUGGAAAAACUCA
Messenger RNA from Chroicocephalus ridibundus (black-headed gull), 4781 nucleotides. RefSeq names its product adenosylhomocysteinase like 2 (gene AHCYL2). Bases 61 to 1923 code for a protein of 620 amino acids. Gene Ontology annotation, biological process: L-methionine cycle. Gene Ontology annotation, cellular component: cytosol. NCBI's taxonomy places the organism in Eukaryota, Metazoa, Chordata, Aves, Charadriiformes, Laridae. The record is from RefSeq and is a predicted model, not a curated record. The transcript has 17 exons.